This is a messenger RNA of Daphnia magna, 873 nucleotides long. RefSeq lists its product as uncharacterized. NCBI's taxonomy places the organism in Eukaryota, Metazoa, Arthropoda, Branchiopoda, Diplostraca, Daphniidae. The record is from RefSeq and is a predicted model, not a curated record. Gene Ontology annotation, molecular function: oxygen binding; heme binding. The transcript is spliced from 4 exons. Bases 60 to 734 code for a protein of 224 amino acids.
CAAGCGGUUUAGCAGACUAAGUAUUUCCUAGUUCCCAAAAUUAAAUUUCCCAUCACCAAAUGACGCUGUUGGCUUUGGCUGUUUUCACGUUGCUUUCGCUGGCUGCUGGUCAGAGCAAUGUCAACGAGCAAACUGCGGGAGGAGUGGGUUCUCGUUUCGAACCGAGGCAGCAAGGACCAAUUGGUGGCCCAUUUGUAACAACAACCACCGUGACGAGUGUUCUCGAUUUCGGUCCUGCAAGUUCUAGGAUUUCAAGAUCUCGUGGCACUGAAUGGAACCAUCGCUUUGGCGAUAGAAAAUCGUACAAAAACUUUGGCGAACGAGAUAUUGACGUGAUUUUAAAUACUUGGGACAUCUUGAAGAAACGCGGUAAUUUUGCUCCGAAAUUAUUUUUGAGAUAUUUCAAAGCAAAACCUGAAUCCCAAAAAUUGUUCCCGAGCUUUGCCAACGUUCCUCUUUCGGAACUUCCAGCCAAUCGAGAUUUCCUGAAUUCGGCCUACAGCUGCAUCAAUAGUCUCAAUUUUCUCAUCCCAUACCUGAAAUACGAUCAUCCCGAACGUUGUCCUAACUUUCCUCGGCACUUGAAGAACAAGUACAACAAUGUUGAUCUUAAGAAAUUUGGAUCUAUUUGGAUGACGGCCGUACAAGAAGAGAUGGGCAACGCCUUCACCGAUGAAGUACGUGACGUUUGGAAGAAGUCUGUCAUGGCAGUGAUCGACUUUGCCUCCAAAUAAAUGAUUUGCAAGCCUAAGUGAAUAGAAGAUUUUAUUAGAGAUAGAUAGCAUUUAGCAGCUUUUGUAAAUAAGCUGAUCUUUCAAUUAUAACCACACCGUGUUGCAUGCUUUCAACCAAAUACAAAUAUUGACAAACCUA